GCUUUAUGUUCAUCAUGCUAUGGAAAACCCGUAUCCUAAAUCUCUCACUUUGCCAGCAUUAUCCACCUUGGAGCUAGAGAAUCUUACAUUUUAUGGUGGCGAUAAUGGUUGCGCAGAACCAUUUUCGGCCUUUAGUAAGUUGAAAAGUUUGCUCAUUUCUGAAUGCUUCGUGAAAGAUGCAGGAACCUUCUGCAUAUCAAGCGCGUCCCUCGUCAAUUUUACUAUGCACAUUGAAUCAGACAAUGACGAAUAUUACAAAAUUGUUCUUUGCACUCCGAGUCUUUGUACAUUUGUUUUUCGUGGAUAUUCUUAUCAGGAUAUCUCUUGGAGCAAUAUUUCUUCUCUUGAACAUGUACAUAUUGACGUCGAACUAUUUCCAAAUAGUUGCCGGCCUCCUUUCUUUUUGAUCAAGUGGCUCUCGGAGUUUGCUAAUAUAAAAUCAUUGACCGUCACUGCUGCUACUCUUCAGGCUCUCUCCUUAAUUCCUGGAGUGUUGGAGUCUAAGAUUACUUCCUUGGGUAAAUUGAAGAUUUUGAAGGUGGAAAUUGAGGAAAUUCGAUAUGCAUUUCGCAUGUUGUUGUGCGAUGAAAAGUUACUUAACAUCAAGUCAAAGAAAGAAGCAUCUAGGAUAGAGAAAGCAUUUGAGUCAGGAUUAGAACCAUCUCCGCUCGUACCUGAUGGAGUUGUGGACUUCUUGCUUCAAAAUUCACCCUCGGCAGAAGUUGACUUCGUUGAUUGCAGAAAAAAAAAACCUCUUAGACGGAGACAUUUAUAAUUGGAAUCUGCAUGUCCAUACUUGAUAGAUAGCUUUUAUUUGGAAGAUAUUAAGUGAUCCAUUAAGCGUGUGUUUGGUAAAGCGGUGGUAUACCGCUACCGCGUGUCCUCAGCCAUUUGUACCGCGAUUUUGAGAAGCUACAAGUUGUAGCUUUUGUGAAACGUGGGGUGUUACCACAAUUUCCUUCAAAAGCCAAAUAUAGGCUAUGUCAAGGGUUAAAGACAAUAGAAGCGGGGAGUUGUUAUUAAUGUUUGGGAAGUUGGCAGAAGCUCUGUUGUUCAAAUGUAACAAUAUUUAGUCUGCAAUAUUGUUACUAGUUGAAGUGCCAAAUAUUGUUUGUAUGAUCAUACUAUAUGUACUGUGCCUGUUUUUGUAUGCAACAAUUUGGAUGGUGAGAUUGUAAACCGGAAUUAUCACCAUUUCUUAUGUG
Molecule: messenger RNA, 1205 nt
Organism: Vicia villosa (hairy vetch)
Lineage: Eukaryota; Viridiplantae; Streptophyta; Magnoliopsida; Fabales; Fabaceae
Exons: 3
Coding region: 20-775 (251 amino acids)
Source: RefSeq, a predicted model, not a curated record